Molecule: messenger RNA, 5582 nt
Organism: Myotis myotis
Lineage: Eukaryota; Metazoa; Chordata; Mammalia; Chiroptera; Vespertilionidae
Gene: GLI3
Product: GLI family zinc finger 3
Exons: 16
Coding region: 535-5334 (1599 amino acids)
Biological process (GO): smoothened signaling pathway; regulation of transcription by RNA polymerase II
Cellular component (GO): nucleus
Molecular function (GO): RNA polymerase II cis-regulatory region sequence-specific DNA binding; DNA-binding transcription factor activity, RNA polymerase II-specific
Source: RefSeq, a predicted model, not a curated record
CGCGGGCGGCGCCGGGCCGGGGCGGGGGCUCCUGGUCCCGCGCGGGGCUCCCGGACGGGGCCGGGACCCUCGGGGAGAAAGUCGAUUGGAUGCCCGGAGAGGCGCCCGCGGGGGCCUGCUCUCUCCCCCUGCUCCCUCCUUCCCGUGGGUUCACCAAAUCAGAGCUGUCACUCAGGCCUGUGAGUCAGGCGGGAUCGGGUUACACGGUCCUGGAAACCGAUGCCGGAGCCGCCGGGGCGGGAGGGCGCGGGCAGGGGCUGCUCCUCGGGCGCGCUCCUCACUCGCGGUCGCGCACACUCGCCGCCCCGACUCGCCCUCCCCGCGGCCGCCCGCGCCGCUCCGCCGGCGGCCCGCACCCUCCGGGCCCAGCCCCGCCGCCCGCCGCCGCCCGAGCGGCCGGCGCCCCGCGCCUCGCGGAGCCGGGACCGCCCGCCCGCGCCCGGGACGCGGGUGUCCGGGAAGUUAGGGGACUUGACAGCCGCCGCCGCCGCAGGUGUUCCUGGUACCAGAGAGCUGAAGUAAUGAGAAGGCAUCAUGGAGGCCCAGUCCCACAGCUCCCUGACCACUGAGAAGAAAAAAGUUGAGAAUUCUGUAGUAAAAUGCUCUACUCGAACAGAUGUCAGCGAGAAAGCGGUGGCCUCCAGCACUACUUCCAAUGAGGAUGAAAGUCCUGGACAGACCUAUCACAGAGAGAGAAGAAACGCAGUCACUAUGCAGCCACAGAGUGUCCAGGGGCUUGGCAAGAUCAGCGAGGAGCCUGCCACAUCUAGUGACGAGCGGGGCUCGCUGAUCAAGAAGGAGAUCCAUGGGUCCCUGCCCCACCUGGCUGAGCCCUCCAUCCCAUACCGCGGGGCCGUGUUCGCCAUGGACCCCAGGAACGGUUACAUGGAACCUCACUACCACCCUCCUCACCUGUUUCCUGCAUUCCACCCUCCUGUGCCAAUCGAUGCCAGACAUCAUGAGGGGCGUUACCAUUAUGAUCCGUCUCCGAUUCCUCCACUGCAUGUGAAAGCCUCCAGUAACAUGCAGAGGCCUUCUGCCUUAUCGAGUAGCCCAACGUAUUCGGACCUGCCCUUCAUUAGGAUCUCCCCGCACCGGAACCCUGCUGCCGCCUCCGAGUCCCCCUUCAGCCCUCCACAUCCCUACAUCAACCCGUACAUGGACUAUAUCCGCUCUCUGCACAGCAGCCCAUCCCUCUCCAUGAUCUCCGCAGCCCGGGGGCUGAGUCCCACAGAUGCGCCCCACGCGGGAGUCAGCCCAGCAGAGUACUAUCAUCAGAUGGCUCUGUUAGCUGGCCAGCGCAGCCCCUACGCAGACAUCCUUCCCACGGCGGCCACCACUGGCGCUGGGGCCAUCCACAUGGAAUAUUUUCAUGCCAUGGACAGCACCAGAUUCCCCAGCCCCAGGCUGUCAGCCAGGCCAAACCGAAAACGUACACUGUCUAUAUCACCACUGUCCGAUCAUAGCUUUGACCUUCAGACCAUGAUAAGGACGUCUCCCAACUCCUUGGUCACAAUUCUCAAUAAUUCCCGCAGCAGCUCUUCAGCAAGUGGCUCCUAUGGUCACUUAUCUGCAAGUGCAAUCAGCCCUGCCUUGAGCUUCACCUACCCUUCUGCGCCUGUGUCUCUCCACGUGCAUCAACAAAUCUUAAGCCGACAGCAGAGCUUAGGCUCAGCCUUUGGACACAGCCCUCCGCUUAUCCAUCCUGCCCCAACAUUUCCAACACAGAGGCCUAUUCCCGGGAUCCCGACGGUUCUGAACCCUGUCCAGGUCAGCUCUGGCCCUUCGGAGUCCUCACAGAACAAGCCCACGAGCGAGUCUGCGGUGAGCAGCACUGGCGACCUGAUGCACAACAAGCGAUCCAAGAUCAAACCUGAUGAGGACCUCCCCAGCCCGGGGCCGCGGGGGCAGCAGGAACAGCCGGAAGUAACCACCCUGGUGAAGGAGGAAGGGGACAAAGAUGAAAGCAAGCAGGAGCCUGAAGUCAUCUAUGAGACCAACUGCCACUGGGAAGGCUGCACCCGGGAGUUUGACACCCAGGAGCAGCUGGUGCACCAUAUAAACAAUGACCAUAUUCAUGGAGAGAAGAAGGAAUUUGUGUGCCGGUGGCUAGAUUGCUCCAGAGAGCAGAAGCCCUUCAAAGCCCAGUAUAUGCUGGUGGUGCAUAUGAGACGACACACAGGAGAGAAACCUCACAAAUGCACUUUUGAAGGUUGCACAAAGGCCUACUCGAGACUCGAAAACUUGAAAACACACUUGAGAUCUCACACUGGAGAGAAGCCAUAUGUCUGUGAGCAUGAAGGUUGCAACAAGGCUUUCUCGAAUGCUUCCGAUCGUGCCAAGCACCAAAACAGAACACAUUCCAAUGAGAAACCAUAUGUGUGUAAAAUCCCAGGCUGCACUAAGCGCUACACAGACCCCAGCUCUCUCCGGAAACACGUGAAGACCGUGCACGGCCCAGAGGCUCAUGUCACCAAGAAGCAGCGUGGGGACAUCCAUCCUCGGCCCCCACCACCGCGGGAUUCCGGCAGCCAUUCCCAGUCCAGGUCACCUGGCCGGCAGACUCAGGGAGCCCUUGGUGAGCAGAAGGACCUCAGCAACACUACCUCAAAGCGGGAGGAAUGCCUCCAAGUGAAAACGGUCAAGGCGGAGAAGCCCAUGACAUCUCAGCCAAGCCCUGGUGGUCAGUCUUCAUGCAGCAGCCAACAGUCCCCCGUCAGCAACUAUUCCAACAGUGGGCUCGACCUUCCUCUGAGCGAAGGAGGUGGUGUGGGAGACCUCGGUGCCAUCGACGAAACCCCAAUCAUGGACUCGACCAUUUCCACUGCAACCACAGCCCUCGCUCUGCAAGCCAGGAGAAACCCAGCAGGGACCAAAUGGAUGGAGCACGUCAAACUAGAAAGGCUCAAACAAGUGAAUGGCAUGCUUCCGCGACUGAACCCCAUCCUACCCCCCAAAGCCCCUGCCGUCUCUCCUCUCAUAGGAAACGGCACCCAGCCCGGUAACAGCUGCAGUGUGGGCGGGCCCGUGACCCUCCUCCCGAACAGAAGCGACCUCUCCGGGGUGGACGUCACCGUGCUGAACGUGCUCACCAGGAGGGACAGCAGCGCCAGCACCAUCAGCUCGGCCUACCUGAGCAGCCGCCGCUCCUCGGGCAUCUCCCCCUGCUUCUCCAGCCGGAGGUCCAGCGAGGCGUCCCAGGCCGAGGGCCGGCCCCAGAACGUGAGCGUGGCCGACUCCUACGACCCCAUCUCCACCGACGCCUCCCGCCGGUCCAGCGAGGCCAGCCAGUGCGACGGGCUGCCCAGCCUGCUCAGCCUCACGCCGGCCCAGCAGUACCGCCUGAAGGCCAAGUACGCGGCCGCCACCGGCGGGCCCCCGCCCACGCCGCUGCCCAACAUGGAAAGGAUGAGCCUGAAGACCAGGAUGGCCCUGCUCGGGGACGGCAGGGAGUCCGCGGGGACCCUGCCGCCCGUCCACCCUCCCCGGAGGUGCAGCGACGGGGGAGCCCACAGUUACGGGCGGCGGCCCCUGCUGCCCCCGGACGCGCUGGGCCACGGCGUGAGGAGAGCCAGCGACCCAGUGAGGACGGUCUCGGAGGGCCUCUCCCUGCCCAGGGUGCAGCGUUUCAACAGCCUCAACAGCUUCAACCCUCCGGCCUUGCCUCCAGCCCUGGAAAAGCGUAGCUUAGUGCUGCAGAACUACACGCGGCCGGAGGGCGCUCCGGCCCGCCACUUCCGCACGUCCCCCUGUCCUCCAAGCAUCGCCGAGAACGUCACCCUGGAGGCCCUGACCAUGGACACCGACGUGAGCCUGAACGAUGAGGACUUCCUGCCCGACGACGUGGUGCAGUAUCUAAACGCCCAGAACCAAGCUGGCUACGAGCAGCACUUCCAGAGCGCCCUCUCUGAUGACAGCAAAGCGCCCCCGGGGCCCAGCCUGGGGAGCGGGCAUGGCGACUUCGAGCAGCCCGGGCUGCCCGACAGCCACGCCGGCCACGCUGGCCCGCAGUACCGCGAGCUGGAGCAGCCCUGCCCCGAGGCCAGCAAAGCCGACCUGCCCAUUCAGUGGAACGAGGUCAGCUCCGGCAGCGCGGACCUGUCCUCCUCCAGGCUCAAGUGUGGCCAGCGGGCCUCCGCGCAGCCAGCGCGGGCCUUCGGGCUGUACACCAACAUGAGCGCCCACCCCCAGAACCCCCUGGGGAGCGGGGCCGGCCCAGCGGGCGUCUUCCAGAGCCUCGGGGAGCACUGCAGCGCCUAUGGUGGGCCCGAGCACCUGGCGGUCCACUGUGGCGGGACCGGCACCAACAGAACUGUCUUCCAUGAACAGCCCUAUAAGGUCCAGCAGUACGGGAACUGCCUCAACAGGCAGCCUGGUGCCCCCGGCUUGCUGGACCCCGGUGCCAGCGGUGCUGGGAUGCAAGCGGCCAAGCUGAGAGGCACCAGCCUGCAGGGGAACGGGAGCCAGCCAGAGUUUAGCCUGUCCGCGAUGCCCAGCGAGUCAGCGGGCAGCACGGUGAAUGGCGUGCCAACCCGAUACCCGGUGGGACAGGGGUACCUGGCCCAUCCGAUGCUCAGCGACAGCGUGCACCACCAGGGGGCAGGCCGCCCCGGGCAGCCGACGCUGGGGCCGGUUAGCGCUACCUCACAUACCAAUGUCUAUCAAGGGCCAGAGAGCAGCCUGCCAGGGCCUCCCAGCCUCGGGGGCCCGCCGCCCAGCGUGGCGGCCGUCAGGGACUACCAGCCGUGCGCAGGCUACGGAGGCGGCCGGCGCCAGGCUGUGCCGAGAGGCAGCCUCGCUCUGCAGCCAGGACAGCCCAGUGACACCAGUCAGACCUGCAGGGUCAACGGCAUCAAGAUGGAGACACAAGGGCAGCCCCAUCAACUCUGCUCCAACAUGCAGAGUUACUCUGGUCAGUUCUAUGACCAAACCCUUGGCUUCAGUCAGCAAGACCUGAAAACUGGCUCGUUCUGUCUCUCGGAAGCCAGCUGCCUGCUCCAGGGGGCUGGCCCCGAGCACUCGGAGCUCCUGUCCCCGGGCGCGAACCAGGUGACCAGCACCGUCGACAGCCUCGACAGCCACGACCUGGAAGGGGUGCAGAUUGAUUUUGACGCCAUCAUAGAUGACGGGGACCACGCCAGCUUGAUGUCAGGAGCCCUGAGCCCCAGUAUCAUUCAGAACCUUUCCCAUAGCUCCUCCCGCCUCACGACGCCGCGAACGUCCGUGCCGUUGCCAGCGCUGUCUGUGAGCACCACCAACAUGGCCAUCGGGGACAUGAGUUCUUUGCUGACCUCCCUCGCGGAAGAAAGCAAAUUCCUUGCAGUUAUGCAAUAGGCUCUGGGGGAAAAGGACUGCCAACAACUUCAGGAGUUUAAACGGUUACAUUGAGUCAGUUUUUUGCUUGUUUUUUGUUUUUUAGUUCUGUAUGUAUUUUAGCAAUCUCAUCUCACAUCUUGGGAUGUGUUUCAAGUAUAUUCCUUUUAUGGAAAAGGACUCUGAAAAACCCUAAAGUAUUCUAGGGAGAAACUGUCUUCCAUUUCAGUUUGAAUCAGUAUUGUUACACUCGAAACAUCCCCCUUUUU